AUGCCCCUAGCAUGCAGUGCAAUCAGUAUGUUGCUCGUUUACAGCGAUAAAGAAAGACCGCUGAGAGUUUCUUGCAGUGACAUCCAUCCAUGGGAGAUCUUGAUUAACGGGGAGCGCUGGCCUGGCAAAGUUCGGCUCAUCGGAUUUGUCGAUGCCUUCUUUUUGAUGGCUUACUCCUCCAAAGAACGGUUUGAGCACGGAAUCAUUGUUUAUAAGGAUGACGAUGUCAUUAGAAACAUCCUGGAGAGCACCGGAGUUUCUGCUAAAGAUAAGAAACUGGAAGUAGUUAACGAGAAAGAGAGGAGGAACCAUCCUGACGUACCUGAAAAGUACUUCAGCUUCAAGAAAGACGCCAUCCACUACACAGUGACGAGUCUCGGGCACGAGAUCGGUCUCAAGACCGAAUAUCCGAAAUCAAGCCUACAGAGAUACGAGGUCAAAAUCCGUAAGAACAGCGACCUUCUCAAGAACAGGCACAUCAAACGAGGCGUGAACCAGCAUGGCCUUGCCGACAUGAUGUACGAUGCGAUCAAACUUGGUUUCAUCACCCAUGCCCAAUUGGUGGUGCUGUCGACCAAACUUCUUGCGAGUACGGGGGCUGGCGACAUCAUGAAUAGUUAUUGGAACAUUAUCAAUGCUCCUGGUGAUGCUGCCGUGCUAUCGAACGAAAGGACAUGA
Molecule: messenger RNA, 678 nt
Organism: Cladophialophora psammophila CBS 110553
Lineage: Eukaryota; Fungi; Ascomycota; Eurotiomycetes; Chaetothyriales; Herpotrichiellaceae
Exons: 4
Coding region: 1-678 (225 amino acids)
Source: RefSeq, a predicted model, not a curated record